UCACCCCUCGCCCACGCAACGCCGGCUCAACCGUCCAGUAGCCCCCCUCAUCACCUCGAAAAGCUAGCCGCCAGCUAAUUGAACCGCAUCAUGCUCUUCAUGCGCGCCGCGUCAAAGGUCAGCCGGGUGGCAGUCCCGGCCUACCGAGCACCUACUGUUGCAUUGAACGCUCAGCGCACCUUCUCGCAGUCGGCUAUCCGAAAGAGCGAUGCGCACGCCGAGGAGACAUUCGAGGAGUUUACCGCCAGGUAUGAGAAGGAGUUCGAGAAGGUCAAUGAUGUUUUUGAGCUUCAGCGAAACCUGAACAACUGCUUCGCCUACGAUCUCGUUCCCUCCCCUGCAGUCAUCACUGCUGCUCUCCGCGCUGCCAGGCGUGUCAAUGACUUCCCCUCGGCUGUCCGAGUUUUCGAGGGUAUCAAGUUCAAGGUGGAGAACAAGGGCCAAUACGCCGAGUACCUUCAGGAGCUUGAGCCAAUACGCGAGGAGCUUGGUAUCCCCCUCAAGGAGACCCUCUAUCCUGAGGAGAAGUAGAUUGCAGGCUGGUAUGCUCGCUAUCCGAUUAUCUCAUUCUUGACAUCGAAUACUUCGGAGCGCCCAAUGUAAAUGCCAUAUUUCAAUUU
Bipolaris maydis ATCC 48331 is the source of this 620-nucleotide messenger RNA. Its product is annotated as cytochrome c oxidase subunit VA-domain-containing protein. Gene Ontology annotation, biological process: mitochondrial electron transport, cytochrome c to oxygen. NCBI's taxonomy places the organism in Eukaryota, Fungi, Ascomycota, Dothideomycetes, Pleosporales, Pleosporaceae. The record is from RefSeq and is a predicted model, not a curated record. Gene Ontology annotation, cellular component: mitochondrial inner membrane.